CCUUUAUAUUUUAAAUAUAGUGCGUGUAGAAUUUUUUUUGAUUUUUUAGAAUCGUUUUUACGUGUCUUUCAUUGAAUAUUUUUUAUCGAAAGAAUAUCUUGAGCUGGUUUGAGAAUUUAAAAAGCCUGCGGUUCCCACUUCAAUCUUAUGUUUUGUUUCUGAAUUGAGAUGAAUUUGAUACUCGUGUUUUUAUUCUGCUUAGCUGUACGCACUGCCUCAGUUUUCGUAGUAAAAACGUUUUAUGUUCCUGAUGAAUAUUGGCAAAGUUUGGAGGUAGCACACAAAAUUACAUUUGGAUACGGCUACUUAACAUGGGAGUGGGUGGAGGGAAUACGUAGCUACAUAUAUCCCGUUAUCAUAGCUGGAAUUUAUAAAAUUUUGGCGUUGCUGAGUCUGGAUACUGUGAAAUGGCUGAUUAUCCUUCCUCGUUUACUACAGGCUACUUUGUCGGCAUAUUCCGAUUAUCGAUUUUUCAUUUGGACAGGUAAAAAGAAAUGGGGACUGUUUCUCAUGGCAGUGUCUUGGUUCUGGUUUUAUACCGGCUCGAGAACACUAAGCAAUACGUUGGAGACGUCAUUGACAACUAUUGCUUUGAGUUACUUUCCAUGGAACGGUGAAGGUGUAGCAUAUUUGUGGCCAGCUGCUUUGUGUGUUUUCCUGCGACCGACCGCCAUGAUUAUAUGGCUGCCAUUGGUUUUCUAUCACCUUCACAAAUCCAAAUUAAGAUGGACGGAAUUAGUAUUUAAGCGAUUCAUUGUUGUUGGAUUACUUGUUGCGGCAAUCUCCGUGGGUAUCGACUCCUACAUGCAUGGCCGCUUUCUCAUUACUCCAUAUGAGUUUCUCAAGUACAAUGUUAUUCAAAAUAUUGGCAGCUUCUAUGGCUCCCAUCCAUGGUAUUGGUAUUUUACAGUUGGUUUGCCUACAGUUUUGGGCAUUAAUUUUCUGCCUUUUCUAUUUGGUACCAUCGAAACUAUUCGUCAUAGCCGUGCAUAUCCAACACGCAAAUACCUGUUGUUGACCGUUUUUCUAUCUCUGAUUAUAUUAAGUACUGUAGAGCAUAAAGAAUUCCGAUUUGUAUGUGUUCUACUGCCAUUAUGUUUAUAUAUUGCCUCAGAUACCUUAACCAGAUGGAGUUACAAAGCGUCAAGGAUUUCGUUGUGGUUUGUUGCCAUUCUAAUAAUUGUUGGCAAUGCUAUACCAGCCUGGUACUUAAGCACGAUUCAUCAAAGGGGACCAAUUGAUGUUAUGACAAAACUGAAUCAUAUAGCAUCAGAAUACAAAUCCGAACAGAACCGCCCUGCAAACAUACUCUUCCUAAUGCCAUGCCACUCCACUCCGUAUUAUAGCCACAUCCAUCAAAACGUCACUAUGAGGUUUUUAACGUGUGAACCAAAUUUGAAAGAUACACCCAAUUACAAAGAUGAGGCGGAACUCUUUUUCGAGUCACCAGUACAUUGGUUACGUUCUCAUAUUCCUUCGUACCCACGCUCGGCAAAGCCUUCUCACGUGGUACUGUACGAACCGCUAGCAGACACAAUAAACGAAUUCCUUGUUGACUACAAGCUAUUGGAAAAGGUUGCGAAUGCGGAGGUAAAAAAUGUUGAUCCCCAAAUCCUCCUGAAAAAGUGGUCCGUCCUUGUAAAGGAAAAUCAGUUUAAUGCUGAUUCUCUUUUACAGUACAUUAAUUCAAGGACUGGAAGGAACAUUCUUAUUUAUCAACGUUUACGUGAUGGCGAAGAAAAUAAGUUUAAUCGAAAUGAAUUCAGAAGUGAGGACGAAUUGGUGGUAAAAUAUCCAGAUUUAGCAGAAUUUAAGAACAUCGAUGGUGUAUAUGAUGAAGUGGAAACGGAACAUAAUCUGUUCAACUAAAACAUUUAAAAAUGUUUCUUUUAUAUAGUCCAUGAUCAACUGGUACAAAUACUUUCCUCUAUAAGCUAUGCAUUAUGUAUAAUUAAUUUUAGUUAACGUAUUUAAUUACAAGUUAUCACAAACUACAUGAUUUUUUAGCUCAUCGAUCUAAAUAUUUACUACAUUAGUUUGAUUUAACAUUGUAAAAUUUUCGGUGUUGUCGGUAAAAAAUUCAAGUGCAAAUAAUUAAAGUUUAAGAAGAUUUAUUAAUAAAAAUUUUAACUAAAAAACGGCAAUAA
This is a messenger RNA of Musca domestica (house fly), 2147 nucleotides long. RefSeq names its product GPI mannosyltransferase 3. Gene Ontology annotation, cellular component: endoplasmic reticulum membrane. The transcript is spliced from 6 exons. Gene Ontology annotation, molecular function: alpha-1,2-mannosyltransferase activity. The coding region runs from base 169 to 1869 and encodes 566 amino acids. Gene Ontology annotation, biological process: GPI anchor biosynthetic process. The record is from RefSeq and is a predicted model, not a curated record. Lineage: Eukaryota; Metazoa; Arthropoda; Insecta; Diptera; Muscidae.